AUGGAAAGCACGACGAUCUACCAAUCCGAUGCCGAGAUUCGCUCAGUUCGGGUUAUCGUCUUUGGAGAUCAGAGUAGCUGUAGCCUUUCGAAGCUGCAGCAGCUGCUGUUGAAGAAGGACAGCCCCUACUUGACAUCUUUCAUCGACCGGGUCAAUCACACCUUGAGACAUGAGGUGGCUCGGCUUACGACUGCAGAGCGACAAUCAUUUCCAGCCUUCUGUAGCAUCCAAAACCUUGUCUCUCGCGUCUUGAAAACCGACAAACACACCGAGAAUGCGGCGGUAGAGAGUACCUUGGCAACUGUCUAUCAGUUGUGCUGUUUCUUCAGUCACUUCGGUAACGGCCAAGAAACGUACCCAACAGGGCCAGAUACGCACGUCUCCGGAUUGUGCAUUGGAGCAUUAGCCGCGGCAGCAGUCAGUUCCUCGCGGUCACUUGGCGAACUGGUGGAGGCGGGAAUCGAUGCAGUUCGUGUGUCACUGAGAGUAGGUCUGUUGGUUGCCAGAACUGCCGCUUUGUUCGGCCAGCCACAAUCAACCGGCACCUCAUCUUGGUCAUAUGUUGUCCCCGAAUCACAGAUCCCACUGGCUUUUGCGGAAAAGGCCAUCUCGUCGUAUAAUGAUGAAUCUAACAUCCCCCCUCUGUCUUCGCCAUACAUCAGUGCGAAGGGUCAGAAUUCCUGGACACUCAGCGGUCCACCAGCAGUUGUGCAGCACUUCCUACAGUCUUCGCAGUUUUCGGGAAAGCUGAAGAUUACGCCGAUCGCUGUACAUGCUCCGUAUCAUGCGUCGCACAUCUUCUCCGUCCGAGACAUUGAACAACUGCUUCGGGAUGUUGGAUCGGUCAGCGGCCUCACGAGCAAACUGCCCUUCAUCCCAAGUUCUACCGAGCGAAGCCCUCUUCAAGGGGCUCAGUUCCAGGAUUUACUACAACACGUCCUCGAGGGUAUUCUCAUCCAGCCGCUAGACUUGAGAGAGGCUGCCGAGAACAUACAAAAGGUGUUUGAGGCCGCAGGCCCCACUGGCCAAUGCGCGUUGCUUCCAGUGUCAACAAGCGUUUGCUCAAGUCUCAAGGUCUCAUUUCCGCCACCGCUCUCGAGGCGCGUCGCUGUCCUCGACAGCAUCACGGAAGGCAUUGCGGUAAGCACAGUGUCGAAUCCUCCGGGCACCGGUAGACCAGCCGACUCCAAGAUUGCCAUUGUGGGCAUGUCCGGAAGAUUCCCCGAAUCUGCAGAUGUUGAAGCGUUCUGGGACCUUCUUUACCAAGGGCUUGACGUCCAUCGACGAGUGCCAGCAGACAGAUACAACGCAGAGCUAUACUAUGACCCGACUGGCAAGCGGAAGAAUACAAGCAAGAUCAUGCAUGGUUGCUGGAUUAAUGAGCCUGGACUGUUUGACGCAAAGUUCUUCAACAUCUCUCCAAAAGAAGCUGAGCAAUCCGAUCCUGGCCAGCGCCUGGCCCUGGCGACCGCGUAUGAGGCGCUUGAGAUGGCAGGCAUCGUUGCUGAUAGAACGCCGUCAACACAACGUGACCGUGUGGGCGUCUUUUACGGCAUGACGAGUGACGACUACAGAGAAGUCAGUUGUGGCCAGAACGUGGACACAUAUUUCAUCCCAGGUGGAAAUCGAGCCUUUACACCAGGCAAGAUCAAUUAUUUCUUCAAAUACUGCGGCCCAUCGGUCAGUGUUGACACUGCAUGCUCUUCAAGUCUUGCGGCCAUUCACUUAGCUUGCAACUCCAUCUGGCGAAAUGAAUGUGAUACAGCCGUUGCAGGUGGUACCAAUGUCAUGUCGAACCCUGACAGUUUUGCGGGAUUGGAUCGCGGACAUUUUCUGUCAAGAACCGGCAAUUGCAAUACGUUUGACGACGCAGCCGACGGUUACUGUCGAGCAGACGCAGUCGGCACUGUCGUCCUGAAAAGGCUUGAAGAUGCGGUGGCAGACCAUGAUCCUAUCCUUGGAGUCAUUCUAGGUGCUCACACUAACCACUCUGCUGAGUCUGUUUCUAUUACACGGCCGCACUGCGGAGCGCAAGAGGAAAUCUUUUCCAAGAUACUUACUGAGUCCGGCGUCCAUCCCCAUCACGUCAGCUACAUCGAAAUGCACGGGACUGGAACUCAGGCCGGCGAUGCGACUGAAAUGGCGUCAGUUCUCAAAGUAUUCGCUCCCUCACCAACCGCUGGAAGAUUGCCCCAUGAGAGCCUUUAUUUGGGAUCGACGAAAGCCAACGUCGGCCAUUCUGAGUCUGCCUCUGGGGUCACUGCCCUGAUCAAGGUUUUGUUGAUGAUGCAGAAGAGCCUGAUUCCUCCGCACUGCGGUAUCAAGGGAAAGAUUAACCACAAAUUCCCCACCGACCUUGAUAAACGCAAUGUCCAUAUUGCCAAAGCAGUGACAGAGUGGAGGCGGCGUGAGGAACUCAACAACAUCCGCCGUGCCUUUGUAAACAACUUCUCUGCUGCCGGCGGCAACACUGCAUUGCUGCUGGAGGACUAUCCUGAACUCACAACGACCGCCUCAUCUCAGGAUCCUCGAACGGCUCACGUGGUGACAAUAUCCGCAAAGUCUAUCCCGUCUCUCAAGGGGAAUUUGGCAAAGCUCAGAGACUUCGUUCGACGACAGUCGCAAACAGAGGGAUUUUUCGCCAAGCUGUCUUAUACAACCACCGCUCGCCGGAUGCACCAUCCGUUUCGCGUUGCUAUUUCGGCUGCAAACUGCGAGCAGCUGUUGAGCGCUCUGGAGCAAGAGGUGAAUCGAGACGAUCACAAACGAUCCACAGAAGCACCUGUCGCUUUCGCCUUCAGCGGCCAAGGCUCACAGUACAGCGCUAUGGGCCAGCAUCUCUUACAAUUUGCCAGCUUUCGAGAUGAGAUUGACUCUUACGACCGCUUGGCGCAACGGCAUGGGUUCCCCUCCAUCCUGCCGCUUAUUGAUGGCUCAUCCAACAUUGACGACCUUGAGCCGCUCGUUGUCCAAUUGGGUACUACGUGUGUGCAGAUGGCACUCGCCAGCUUUUGGAUGUCGUUGGGAAUGCAGCCGGCUUAUGUCGUCGGUCACAGCCUGGGUCACUACGCCGCACUGAAAGUCGCGGGCGUUCUUACAGCAAGCGAUACCAUUUACCUGGUAGGCAUGAGAGCCCGGCUACUUCAGGAGAAGUGCAGCAGAGGAAGCCAUGCGAUGCUGGCAAUCCGAAGCAGCGUCGAUCAGAUCCAGCCAUAUCUGGAUGCAGCCCUUCAUGACGUUGCGUGCAUCAACGGACCUCAAGAUACCGUCGUUAGUGGCUGUGUAGAUGAAAUCUCGAGUCUUGCUCAGAAGCUUACGGACAAUGGCGUCAAGGCCACGAGGGUCGAAGUUCCGUUUGCGUUCCACUCGGCCCAGGUCGAUCCAGUGUUGGAUGAACUCGAGGCCAUUGCUUCUCACGUCACGUUCCACUCUCCGCGCGUUCCAAUCGGUUGUCCCCUGUUGGGCAAGACGUUCCACAUUGGGGAGACGCCAUCGUUUGACGCAAAGCACAUCAGUCGUCACUGCAGAGAAGCCGUCAACUUCCGCGGCAUUCUGCAGUCAGCCAAAGAAGAGGGCGUAAUUUCCGAAAAGACGACCUGGAUUGAGGUGGGACCACACACUGUCUGCUCCAACCUCGUCAAGGCCAAUCUUGGGCAAGAUAUCACCGCUGUUCCUUCGUUAGUGCGCAAAAAAGACGGCUGGCAGGUACUCACUUCAAGCCUCGCAACUUUGUACUGCCGAGGAUUGUCCAUCACUUGGGACGAGUAUCACCGCGACUUUGAGGCAUGCAAAGAGGUAUUGACCUUGCCAGCUUAUAGCUGGGAUAACAAGAGGUACUGGAUUGAAUAUGUGCAUGACUGGUUGCUCACACGGGGCGACCCUCCUGUUGAACCGGCCGCCCCAAUGCAAGCGCCUUCGACAUUCUCAACUGCCUCGGUGCAUCGGAUUGUCAAUGAGGUCGCAGACAAAGGAAAGCUCACCAUCACGGCGGAGUGCGAAUUUACAAACGAGCAGUUGCGUGAAGUCGUAUAUGGCCAUGUUGUCAAUGGCAACCGAGUUUGUACGUCGUCAUUAUACACGGACUUUGGGGUUACCUUGGGUAAUUACAUUCUGGAGAAACAUCGUGUGGAUCUCAAAGACCACUCGGUAGAUGUCCAGAAAAUGGUUGUUCAUAAAGCCCUAGUCCACAAAGAGGGUCAACCAAUGCUUCUUAGGAUCGAGGUCACUCAUGAUGUAACUCUCGGAAAGGACGCAUCGAUGUCCAUUUACAGCAUCAAUCCCAUGGGCAAGAAGACAGCCGACCAUGCACAAUGCACACUCUCCUUUGGGCAGCCCAAGGUUUGGCUCAAGAACUGGGAUGGUACCCUAUACUACGUUGAGCGCAGCAUCGAGUGGCUCAAGGGGAAAGCCGAUCAGGGUCUCAACAGUCGUCUCUCCUCCGGCGUGAUAUAUAAGCUCUUUUCCAGUCUGGUCGACUACAGUCAGGCUUAUAAAGGCAUGCAAGAGGCCAUUGUCGAUGCCGAAGACUUUGAAGCUACUGCUCUGGUCCAGUUCCAAGUUGACGAGGGCAGUUUCCAUUGCAAUCCGAUGUGGAUCGACAGCUGUGGUCAGCUUGCUGGAUUUCUGAUGAACGGUCAUUCGAAGACGCCCAAAGACCAGGUUUUCAUCAACCAUGGCUGGCAAUCGUUCAGAAUGGUGAGGAAGUUCCGCAAAGACCAGACAUAUCGCACAUAUGUCAGGAUGCGACCUGUUGAAGGAACCCUCUAUGCCGGAGACGUUUAUAUCUUCGAUGAUGAUGGGAUCGUUGGCGUCUGCGGUAGCAUUACUUUCCAAGGUAUUUCUCGAAAGGUACUGAACUCGGCAAUGCCACCUCCGAAAUCUGCGGACGAGCCUCAAGUGCAGACACGUUCUGUGGUAAGAACGGAGCCUCCAAAGAAGAUGGCGGCACCAAUUCCGACUGCCCAGAUUGAACCGCAGAAGCUCGAGGCGGCUCUGAAGUCUGCUUCUGCUGCGGCGGUUGCAAAGGAUCCCCUGCAGGCCGUUAUCAAGAUUUUGUCUGAGGAGAUUGGUAUCCCCUUGGGCAGUAUCCAGGAUGAUCUUGCCUUUGCAGACUACGGAGUUGAUUCGCUCCUGUCUCUCACGAUCUCUGGGCGACUUCGCGAGGAGCUUGAUUUGGACGUUGAAUCGUCGGUCUUUGAGGCUUGCGCCACAUUUGCUGAUUUCAUCGCUCAUCUUGGCUUGACCAGUUCCCCGUCUGACCAGUCUUCCGAGCAGUCAAGCGUCUUUGAGAUGGUCUCUCCACCCAGCGACAGCUCGGAUGCCAUGACCAGCAACGCCAUCACGACUCCAACCGGAAGUUUACCCGAAUCGGUGUCUGGCAGCAUCUGCAAAGACGUGUGUGCUAUUCUGGCAGAGGAGAUUGGCGUGUCCGCUACUGACAUCACUAAUAAUGCAAACCUUGGUGAACUGGGUAUGGACUCGCUUAUGUCGCUGACAGUGCUCGGCCGCCUCCGCGAAGAGCUGGACAUUGAGCUGGACGCCGACUUUUUUGUAACCCACCCCAACUACGACUCCUUCAAGGUCUUCUUCCAGCCAGCUGCCAAGGAACAAGUUGAGCCAGAGCCGCUGGCCGAACUGAAGCAGUAUCGGGCAACUUCAACACUGCUGCAGGGCAGCCCCAAGUCUGCGCUUUAUACUCUAUUUCUCCUCCCAGAUGGAUCUGGUUCCGCCACCUCAUACGCCCCCAUCAACGCAAUUGGCAAAGAAGUCUGUGUCUACGGCCUCACUUGUCCCUGGCUGAAGUCGGCCGACAAACUGGUUCAGUUCGGUCUGAAAGGACUGGCUGCUCUUUACGUCGAAGAGAUUAGACGCCGAGUGCCACAUGGACCGUAUAAUCUGGGAGGCUGGUCCGCGGGCGGUAUUUGCGCUUAUGAAGCAGCAAUCAGAUUGACACGAGAUGGUGAAAAGGUCGAACGCCUGAUUCUCCUCGAUUCGCCGAAUCCGAUUGGACUGGAGAAGCUUCCACCGCGACUCUUCGACUUCGUCAACGGCCUAGGACUGUUUGGAGAUGGGAAGGCGCCAGACUGGCUACUCGCACACUUCCUUGCAUUCAUCGAUGCACUCGAUGACUGGAAACCAGUGCCAUGGGACAAGGCGCUCGGUGGCAAAGCACCACCGCCAAAGACACACAUACUCUGGGCCGAGGAUGGUCUUUGCAAGGGCACUACCGAACGCCCGGAAUACAGAGACGACGAUCCCCGAGAGAUGCGAUGGCUUCUUGAAAAUCGAACGAAUUUCGGAGGGAACAAUUGGGAUAUCUUGCUUGGUAGUGAGAACCUUUUGAUUGGCCGUAUACAGGAUGCAAAUCAUUUCACGAUGCUGCAUAAGGGUAAGAACACAGAGCGUGUUGCAGAGUUUAUCAAGAGUGCUUUCUCAAAGUAAAGGACUUGGAAAAGCUUGUAACCGGAAUUUCCCUUACGUAAAAGAACUAAUCAUAAAGUUAUAAAUAUAUUCUAUUUACCAGAA
Trichoderma reesei QM6a is the source of this 6525-nucleotide messenger RNA. RefSeq lists its product as uncharacterized. Bases 1 to 6441 code for a protein of 2146 amino acids. Gene Ontology annotation, biological process: fatty acid biosynthetic process. Gene Ontology annotation, molecular function: phosphopantetheine binding; 3-oxoacyl-[acyl-carrier-protein] synthase activity; fatty acid synthase activity. Lineage: Eukaryota; Fungi; Ascomycota; Sordariomycetes; Hypocreales; Hypocreaceae. The transcript is spliced from 8 exons. The record is from RefSeq and is a predicted model, not a curated record.